AUGCUAAGGAGCUUUUUCAAAUUGAACUACCGCAACACGCCACACAUUAUGGGAAGCCAAAUGGACCAUCAUCCCACUCCUCUUGGAAACUGGCUUGAAACCCUCUUCAACAAGUUGUUUUACCAGCCAGAUGAUGGACUAUGCAAAAAAGCGAUGGAAGAAGAAAUAAGCCCUCAGUUGAAAAUUUGUAUCAACGGUCAGCAUAUGCCGAGGGAGAGCUAUGAUCGGGUGAUAGCAGAGACAAGGCGUACAUAUAACAUCCGUGUGCAAAGUAGCCGUGAACUGCUGGCCUCAUCUGAUGCAACAGAUAAGGGUGUUGGUUCCGUUGCGCACAUUCAGACUUUUACAUUGGAGGAUAAGAAAACAGGCGCUCAACGCAAGCAGACAAGUUUGACCAUUUCUGUGAUUGCGUCCGGUGAUGGAGGGAAACAGUUGGUUGAACUGUCGGAGAUUAUGUUGGAGAACUGA
Penicillium lagena is the source of this 468-nucleotide messenger RNA. RefSeq lists its product as uncharacterized. The transcript is spliced from 2 exons. The coding region runs from base 1 to 468 and encodes 155 amino acids. The record is from RefSeq and is a predicted model, not a curated record. NCBI's taxonomy places the organism in Eukaryota, Fungi, Ascomycota, Eurotiomycetes, Eurotiales, Aspergillaceae.